CAUGUGAUCCAUCACAUGACAGCAGAUCUGCAGAAAGGCGGAAUGGGACUCCAAGGCUGCCUUCUAGGGCUCCUUGCCCUCAUCAUCACUGGCAAAUGCAGUUACAGCCCGGAACCUGAUCAGCAAUGGACGUUGCCCCCAGGCUGGGUGUCCCUGGGACGUGUGGACCCUGAGGAAGAGCUGAGUCUCACCUUUGCCUUGAGACAGCGGAACGUGGACAAGCUCUCGGAGCUGGUGCAGGCUGUGUCGGAUCCUGGCUCUCCUCGCUACGGAAAAUACUUAACCCUAGAGGAAGUCGCUGAGCUAAUCCGGCCAUCACCACUAACCCUCCACACUGUCCACAAGUGGCUGUUGGCAGCUGGAGCCCGGGAGUGUGAUUCAGUGACCACACAGGACUUUCUCACUUGCUGGCUGAAAGUUCGACAGGCAGAGCUGCUACUCUCUGGGGCUGAGUUCCAUCGCUAUGUGGGAGGCCCUGCAGCGACGCGUGUUGUAAGGUCCCCACAUCCCUACCAGCUCCCUCAGGCCUUGGCUCCUCAUGUGGACUUUGUGGGGGGACUGCACCGCUUUCCCCCAAUAUCAUCCCUGAGGCAACGCCCUGAGCCACAGGUGGCAGGCACUGUUGGCCUGCACCUGGGAGUGACCCCUUCAGUGAUCCGUAAGCGAUACAACUUGACUGCACAAGAUGUGGGCUCCGGCACCACCAACAACAGCCAGGCCUGUGCCCAGUUUCUGGAGCAGUACUUCCAUGACUCAGACCUGGCCGAGUUCAUGCGCCUCUUUGGUAGCAACUUCCCACACCAAUCAUCAGUAGCCCGAGUGAUCGGAAAACAGGGCCGGGGCCGAGCUGGGAUUGAGGCCAGUCUGGAUGUGGAAUACCUGAUGAGUGCUGGUGCAAACAUCUCCACCUGGGUCUACAGUAGCCCUGGCCGUCAUGAGGGACAGGAACCCUUUCUUCAAUGGCUCCUGCUGCUUAGCAAUGAGUCCACCCUGCCGCAUGUGCAUACCGUGAGCUAUGGAGACGAUGAGGACUCUCUCAGCAGUGCCUAUAUCCAACGGGUCAAUACUGAGUUCAUGAAAGCUGCUGCUCGGGGGAUCACCCUACUUUUUGCCUCAGGUGACAGUGGGGCCGGCUGUUGGUCUGUCUCUGGAAGACACCAGUUCCGACCUAGCUUCCCUGCUUCCAGCCCCUAUGUUACCACAGUGGGAGGCACAUCUUUCCAGAAUCCUUUCCUUGUCACCAAUGAAAUUGUUGAUUACAUCAGUGGUGGUGGCUUCAGCAAUGUGUUUCCACGGCCUUCAUAUCAGGAAGAAGCCGUAACCCAGUUCCUGAACACAAGUCCCCAUCUGCCACCACAAAGUUACUUCAAUGCCAGCGGCCGUGCCUACCCAGAUGUAGCUGCACUUUCUGAUGGCUACUGGGUGGUCAGCAACAGAGUGCCCAUUCCGUGGGUAUCUGGAACUUCGGCCUCCACCCCAGUAUUUGGAGGACUCCUAUCCUUGGUAAAUGAGCACAGACUCCUCAGUGGUCGUCCCCCUCUUGGCUUUCUCAACCCAAGGCUCUACCAGCAGCAUGGGGCAGGACUGUUUGAUGUAACCCAUGGCUGCCAUGAGUCCUGUUUGAAUGAAGAAGUGGAGGGUCAAGGUUUCUGCUCUGGCCCUGGCUGGGAUCCUGUAACAGGCUGGGGAACACCCAACUUUCCAGCUCUGCUGAAGACAUUACUCAACCCUUGACCUGUCCUUGCCCUACAGCUGGUGGCUCAGUCUCUGACAGGGCCCUGGAGGAAAUUCUGCCAAGCCCUCAAAUGCUGGCUGCUUCUGUUCAUCUCCCUAACCCUGAAAUGCUGUGAGCUUGACUUGAUUCCCAGCCAUACUCCAACCCAUCAACAUACUCAGGUCUCCCUACUCUUGCCUCAAGUUCUCAAUAAGACACUAUAACCAGUGCUCUUGUGGCUGCCUCCUCUCUUCCCCUCUUUAACCAGGCCUUUCCCAUGGGAUCUCUACACUGACUGAUACUGAGAAACAGCAGCUUUCCUGCUGCUUCGUCCACUGCACACUUGCCAAUCUUUGCUUUCCAUCGUGGUCAGCUUCUGCCCUGGCAUCCAGGAUUUAGCCUUUCUCUGACCAUUCAUCUCUCCUUCCUUCAUGGGCUUCUCUUUUUCUGCUUCCUCUUAGAGUAUCAGAGUUCUUCACCACUCCUUUUUAAAUCUUUUCUUCAUCUCACUUUACUCAUAGUCCCAUAGAACAAAUCAGUGGCAUGUACAGCCAUCACUAUUUCACUAAACGAGACUUUCCGUACAGUAGUAGUUAGAUGCCUCAAAUACAGGAUGUGUGACACUCAAUACUUAUCUCCUACCAUCUCAGUCCCAAACCAAUUCAUCUAUUAUUUGUCUCUGGUAAACUAUAUUCUGUGUCUUCCAACCGAGCCUAAAAUCUGUGCCGUCCUGACACCUAUUUCCUUCACUUGCCAUCACAGUCAAUCAACAACUCCAUCUGAUUUGCCUCUUAAAGCCAAAGUCUAAAUCCAACUACAAUUCCUUCCAGUUACACUUAAGUGUAUUUGGAAUUUAGCCAUUCUCUCCAUUCCCACUGCCACCAUAUUAGCUUUGACUAUAGUCUCUCUCCUCAGAAUUCUAGGAGGCCCUUACAAAUACAGUGUCCAAGCUACCUACCCAAUCUUGAUCUGUCUUCUAGAGUAAAAUGUAAAACUCUCCAGGCCAAAACCUUGAUCAAAACCUUUCAGAGAUUAUGGGUAAAGUUCAGGCUUGGUUCACAAACCUUCCUCUGCUAUUUGUUCCUGAAAACAAAUAAUUUUUCCUCCCAUUUUUACAACCCCCUAAGGAACUCACUCUAGUUGAAGCCAUUGUGUCCCGUUAAUGCCACCCUUGAUACAAUGGCCUGGUUCAUUUCCAGGAUUCUUUCAAGACCACUCUAAAGUCAUCCUCUUGUAUGAAGGCUUUGAUUAUCCAAGGUUAACUGAUUUUUGUGUGGCAGAAAGAUCCUAGAGUUUUGGAAAAAAACUUUGUUGAGUUUUCCAACACAGAGAGCCUUGAGCAAGUGACUAUCUCCUUGAACCUGUUUCCUGUCAUCAAUACCUGCCUUUCAUAACAAUCAGGGAAUAAUUCUGCGGAAUAAUGCCAGUGGAGCACUGGCAGCUGGAAGUAGGCGGCAGAUGUUCCCCUUCUCCCUUGCACUGCAAACACUGUGCCUACCUCUAGCACUGUAACACCAACAUGGUAUUAAAUUGCCAGUUUACCUCUCUUUCCAAGACCACUGGUGCCUAGAAGACUAGAGUCUUGCCCAACUCAAUUUUAUUUCCAGUCCCUGGCUCUGGAAUCGGCAAAUGCAAAUUAAAUAAACAUUUGUUGAAUAGAAAA
Ochotona curzoniae (black-lipped pika) is the source of this 3377-nucleotide messenger RNA. It is a transcript of the gene TPP1, whose product is annotated as tripeptidyl peptidase 1. Gene Ontology annotation, molecular function: tripeptidyl-peptidase activity; serine-type endopeptidase activity. NCBI's taxonomy places the organism in Eukaryota, Metazoa, Chordata, Mammalia, Lagomorpha, Ochotonidae. The coding region runs from base 16 to 1734 and encodes 572 amino acids. The record is from RefSeq and is a predicted model, not a curated record. Gene Ontology annotation, biological process: proteolysis; central nervous system development. The transcript has 13 exons.